UUAGUAGCUUUGGCAAUGGAUAUUUCAUUUGAUUUUAGUAAAAAUUGUUAUUUUGAAAAACAAUAACCGAUUAUUCCUAAGUUCAUAUUGAUAUUUGAAAACAAUUCCAAAAUUGUUGCAAAUGGAUACACAAAAUUUAAGUCAUGACAAAGAUUCUUGUGUGAGCCAUCAUUCUAUGCAAAAUUUGUACAAAAUGCGAUUGAAUAACUUACUAUGUGACGGAACGAUAGUCUUAGAAAAUGGAACCAAAAUUAACGUGCACAGGCCAAUACUGUGCGCUUGCAGUGACUAUUUCAAUUCAGCAUAUAAUUCCGCGUUCAGUGGAACACCGACAAUGAUCAGAAUUAGCGGAAUCAGUGAUUACGUGAUGGAUAAAAUAAUCGAUUACGCAUACCUUAGAUCAUGUGACUUGACCGAAGAAAAUGUUUUUGAAAUUCUUGUCGUAGCUGACUAUUUAGCGCUCAAAAGUUUGAUGAACUAUUGCAUCCAGUGGAUAGUCGACCAUUUGAAGCCCGAAAACUGUGUCAAUGUUAUGCGAUUUGCAUUCGCAAGAGGACUAACGAAAGAUUUGUACGCCAAAGCUAAACUUUAUGUUUUACGAAAUUUCGAAGAAGUUGUUGCCAAGAGUGAUGAAUUGCUGGACAUUUCUAUCGAUGAAUUGUAUCAAAUUAUGAACAGUGAUCUGCUGAAUAUUAAAGACGAAGCACUAGCCUGGGAAGGCAUUUUGCGUUGGAUUAAAUACGAUGCUGAUCAACGAAUACAACAUGUACCAUUGUUGUUGACUACAGUUAGACUAGGUAUUUUACAGUUUCAGUAUUUCAUGGAAAAUGUUAAGAAUCAUGUUUACGUGAAACACAACAAAGACGCACAUCCAAUCAUAUACGAAGUUCUCAGCUUUUUGGAAGACAUGAAUUCGGUGUCGAUGAGAGAAUAUCAGCAGAUAAUUACACCGCAUAUAGCAAUGCCAAGAAUUCCACAUGAUAUCAUUUUCUUAACUGGUGGAUGGCAUUACAAUCAUCCGGUAGCGACUAUACAAGCCUAUGAUACUAGAGCCGAUCGUUGGAUAGACGUUCCACAUGAAGAUCCGGCAGGACCAAGAUCUUUUCACGGAUCGGCUGUAGUUGGAUACAAAAUCUAUGUAAUUGGUGGCUUUGAUGGCGAGAUUUGGUUCAACACUUGUCGCGUAUUCGAUGCUCUCAGCAAAACAUGGCAUGAGAUAUCACCAAUGCAUUCUCCACGCUGUUAUGUUUCUGUCGUUGAACUGAAUGGAUUGAUUUAUGCAUUAGGCGGAUAUGACGGUAAGAACCGGUUAAAGUCAGCAGAACGAUAUGAUCCAGCCACGAAUCAAUGGACCUUGGUUGCGAACAUGAAUUUUUUGAGGUCGGACGCGCAUGCAUGUACAUUGAAUGGAAAGAUUUACAUAACAGGCGGUAUAACCGGUCAAAUAUGCCUUAGCAAAUGCGAAUAUUAUGAUCCGCAGACAAAUCAAUGGACGAAUAUUGCCGAUAUGUCUAGCAGACGAUCGGGUCUGACGUGCAUUAGUUUCAAAAACUGUGUCUAUGCUAUGGGCGGUUUCGAUGGACACUCCAGACUUCGUUCUUGUGAAAGAUAUGACCCGGUCGAAAAUAAAUGGACUGAUAUACCGAAUAUGUCUUUCAAGCGGAGUAACUUUGCAACUGAAAUUCUUGAUGAUAUGAUUUACGUUAUUGGCGGUUAUAACGGUCGAACGCUCAGUAACAAUGAAUGCUUUAAUGUGGCUAAGGACGUAUGGCUUGUCGCAACCAAUUUGAGUUCUCCACGCUCCGGCCUUAAAGCUAAUGUAAUUAAAGGCUUACCGAAUGUUAGUGACUACAUUUACAAAAAUCGAGAAUUUCUCAUCGAAGAGCAACGUUUGAAUAACAUGAUCAACGCGGAGUUGUUGCACAGAUUUAGAAAUUUAACUUUUUAAAUUUAUCAAAUAAAAAAUUGA
Bradysia coprophila is the source of this 1969-nucleotide messenger RNA. RefSeq names its product kelch-like protein 10. NCBI's taxonomy places the organism in Eukaryota, Metazoa, Arthropoda, Insecta, Diptera, Sciaridae. The record is from RefSeq and is a predicted model, not a curated record. Gene Ontology annotation, molecular function: protein binding.